Molecule: messenger RNA, 1895 nt
Organism: Westerdykella ornata
Lineage: Eukaryota; Fungi; Ascomycota; Dothideomycetes; Pleosporales; Sporormiaceae
Exons: 3
Coding region: 323-1795 (490 amino acids)
Biological process (GO): polysaccharide biosynthetic process
Cellular component (GO): membrane
Molecular function (GO): acyltransferase activity, transferring groups other than amino-acyl groups
Source: RefSeq, a predicted model, not a curated record
CAGCUUUUCAAAACACCAUCUUCAAUACUAAUAAUGAAUCUCCACAACGCCGCCUCCAGAGCAUGGAAGCGGUCCCACCAGUACUGCGCGGAACCCCCGCAAGGCGAAAACAUCACCUGGAUGCGAACUGCUAUCUUUGAGGGGUCGCCGCCUUUGCCCUGGAGAACUUCACCCCAUCCCCCACUCGCCGGAUCUCUACCUGCCAUUCUUUUCCUUCAGAUCUUGUCCUUCGUUUUAGGCUUUGUAUGUCAUUUCUUGUAUUCAUGCAAUUUGAUUCGCUUGUGUAAUUUCGUGUCCUCGGACGAUCUGUUUUCAACACAGGAUGACUUCGACCGCCGAAAGGAGUCUCGACGGCGUUCCACUACUGACCGCAACUUCCGAUGGAAGCAUGCACACUAUCAUGGAGAGGAUAAAGCAAGCAAAACAAAGUGGAAUCCGUCGCUGGCUGACCGGAAUACCAUUUCGGCCUUCACUGGGCGUGCUACGACCAUCGUUCCUCGACAGAAGUACGGACGCGAAACCACUUCACACUACAGCGUGGCUGGACGGCAUCCGCGGCGUCGCAUCAUUCUUCGUCUUCAUCUAUCAUUUCCAGCACCUUUUCCACACCUCCUUCUACACCGGCUACGGCGGCAACAAUGGCAAGAAUGACUACUGGCUCAUCCAGCUCCCGAUUAUCCGACUGAUAUUUACGGGGGGACCUAUGGUGUCGGUCUUCUGGGUACUCUCCGAGAUUUCGCUUUCCCUCAAGCCGCUCAAGCUUGCGCGCAGCCAGGCAUGGGACAAGUUCGCCGAUACGAUGUUCUCCUCCGUGUUCAGACGGGGCCUUAGACUUUAUCUUCCCGUUCUGGCAGUACAGGUGUGCGUGUUGCUGGCCACAUUGGUUGGCUUGUUCGAUCGUGCUGCCGAGCUGCGCAAGAACUGGCCGUUCUAUGGCACCAAUGAAGAGAUGCACGAGCGCAAGGAAUCUGCCUGGGCGCAGAUCUCAGACUGGAGUCGUGAGAUGUGGGCGUUUUCAAACUCCUUUAGACCGAUUCGGCCAAGCUACGAUGUACAUCUGUGGACCAUCCAGCUCGAGUUCCGGAAUUCCAUCAUCCUCUUUGCUACCUUGGUCGGAUUCGCAAAACUCCGGCCACUCGUUCGCAUUCGGUUGACGUUGGUAUUAUACCUUUACUGCGUCUUAGUCGAAGAAGGAGACGUCGCAUUAUUCAUCGCUGGAAUAGGAUGCGCAGAGUUCCUGUUAAUUCGGGAGGAGCGGUCAAAGCAUCUUCCUUCUACAGAGAAGCAGGAGUCACAGCAGCAGAGUUCGCGAACAAAAGUACUCUGGGCAGCCGUGUACAUCCUCGGACUUCAUCUUCUAUCGAUCCCGGCUGGAAGAUACGAAUACACCCCCGGUUAUCGGAGUCUUGUCCGUUUCGCCGCGCACUUCGUCAAGAACACUGAAGUCUCCAUUCAACGCAUCGGAGCAGCCGUCUUCCUCUUCGCCCUCUGUGGAUCCGACUAUCUCCGCCGAGUCUUUGAAACCCGCCUUGCCAUCUACGCCGGCAAGAUCAGCUUCCCUUUGUAUAUUGUGCACGGCCCGCUCACACAUAUCCUUGGUAUCCGACUCGUGCCCUUCUUCUGGAGUAUCGUGGGAGAUGCGACAUUGUUCCAGUACGAAGUCGGCGUCAUUUUGGCUUUCCUUGUUCUUGCUGUGCUUGUGGUGUGGGUUGCGGAUAUUGUGAUGCGGACGAUUGAUACCCCUAGUGUGCGGUUCGGGAGGACAUUACGGAGCUGGUGUGUUGGCAAGUCGUAAAGUUCUCGCCCCGUUCUCUUCGUUUGUUUCAAUCAGGAUCAGCAACAGUGUACAUUUCGACGUUACGAGGUGUUCGUCAUUGGUCUAGUCGCUAGAGAGA